Messenger RNA from Ilyonectria robusta, 1295 nucleotides. Its product is annotated as beta-lactamase/transpeptidase-like protein. The transcript has a single exon. The record is from RefSeq and is a predicted model, not a curated record. The coding region runs from base 1 to 1161 and encodes 386 amino acids. NCBI's taxonomy places the organism in Eukaryota, Fungi, Ascomycota, Sordariomycetes, Hypocreales, Nectriaceae.
AUGGGCCAUCUUGUCAAAGGGACCCACGAGCCGGCCUUCAGCGGCCUCCGCGACCUGCUGACCAAACAUAUCUUUGAGGGGGAUGAAGUCGGCGCCUCAAUCGUCGUCAAUAUAGAUGGCCAGAAUGUAGUCGACAUCUGGGGCGGCUACUUCGACGAAAGUGGCACCCACAGCUGGGAAAGAGACACUAUCGUCAACGUCUUCUCUACCACCAAGUGCAUCACCAGUCUUGCUGCACUCGUUCUUAUCGAUAGAGGCAUUAUCAGCCCCUACGAGAAAGUGGCCAUCUAUUGGCCCGAGUUUGCUAUAAAUGGGAAGAAAGAUAUUGAGAUUAGGCACAUUAUCUCUCAUACAUCUGGUAUUCCAGGAUGGGAGCAGCCGGUCACGCUAGCUGACGUCUGCAACUUCGACAAGGCAGUCUCCCUGCUCGCCGCCCAGGCGCCCUGGUGGACUCCUGGAACUGCAUCUGGCUACCAUUCCUUCACCCAUGGGUUUUUGAUUGGUCAAGUCAUUCGCAAGGUCACAGGAAAGACCCUCAAAGAUUUCAUUCGAGAUGAAAUAGCCGGACCGCUGGGUGCUGAUUUCCAGCUUGGGGCUGUUGAGUCCGACUUGUGCCACGUCUCCGACGUUAUUCCCUGGAUCGCAACCCCAAGCAAUAAUUCUGCUUCCGAUUCUGACUCCAUCGCUGCAAGGGUGAACACGAACCCUGAGUUCACACCCGCCAUGGCUAACACCGCCUUGUGGCGAAAUGCUGAACUAGGGGCCGCAAAUGGCCAUGGCAAUGCACGGUCUAUUGCAAAGAUUCUCUCGGCGGUUUCUCUUGGGGGGUUUGUCGACGGGAAACGCCUCCUCAAGCCGGAGACCAUUGACUUGAUUUUUCAGCAGAUGUCAAAUGGAACAGAUCUGGUGGCCAACAUGCCGAUUCGAUUUGGAAUUGGCUACGGCAUAAGGGGCGAAGGAGUCGUCCCUACUUGGCUGCCUGAGGGAAGGAUAUGCUUUUGGGGCGGGUUGGGGGGAUCGGUCGCUAUUAUGGACUUGGACAGGAAGAUGACAAUUGUGUACGCUAUGAAUAAGCUGUACCCUGUCGGCCUAGGGUCUAACCUGACGAUUGAGUAUGUGAAGGACAUUUAUAGGGCGGUGGGAGUCUCCGGGCUUGAGUGAAGCAAGGAUGGUACGUUUUAAACCGAACUAGCUGGUCUCGUUACGGCGAACCAAGGAGAAAUGUGUGGAAGAGCCCAGCAUGGUAGACUUGAUAGCGAUAUUCAUUGCAAGGAGCAAGGCCUUGCCAGUAACAC